AUGGGAAAUGCACCGCUUCUCGGCACCGACGGAUCAACCCUUUUGACGGAGAAGUCCCAGAUUCUGAAGCGCCUGACCGAUCACUUCAGAAACGUUCACAACUUCUUCCGCAAUCUCCGACGUCGCCAUCGGCCGACUGAAGUGAAAAUCAACGUCGAUCUCGACCUCCCGCCCUCCCUUCCAGAAACCAUUCGCGCCGCGCAACAACUCCCCAACGGGAAAGCAUCAAGUUCCAACACAACCCCAAUCGAAAUUUACAAGCCCGGCGGCCAGUGCCUGAUGGAAAUAUUCACGACGUUCUUUCAGGAAAUGCAGCACUGUGGAAAAGUUCCACUGGACUUCAGGGGCCCAAACGUUCUAACCCUCUACAGGCGCAGAAGCAACUGA
Spirometra erinaceieuropaei is the source of this 387-nucleotide messenger RNA. Lineage: Eukaryota; Metazoa; Platyhelminthes; Cestoda; Diphyllobothriidea; Diphyllobothriidae. The record is from the annotation of a GenBank genome assembly.